AUGUCUCUGGCACCCCCAGGCCCAAAGCCAGUCCUAAGCAAGAGAAAGCUGAACCGUGCAUGUAUCGAAUGCAUGCGCCGCAAGAUCCGUUGCGAUGGAUUUCUCCCUUGCAACAACUGCCAAUGGUAUAGUGUUCAAGAUCGAUGCGCAUACCGGCAAAGGAAUAAGAGAACAAACCCUUCCUGGAAACUUGUCGAACAGUUAACAGAGGCUGUCGAAGCUCGCAAUCGGAUACUGGCGAAGCUAUUGCCAUCACUUGACUUUGAGAGCUUACCAGAUCUACGUCGCGAUGAUAUCGUCCAGCUCCUCAGCAGUGAGCAGGACAGCAAUCACGGCACCCCAGCUCAGGACCAGGAUCGCUAUCGAGACUCUCACUCUGCCGACGGAAACGCGGCCGACGACGAUGAACACGAAUGGGAUGAGUCUGCCAGACAGCAGGACUACACUUCGCCCAUCGCCGACGACGUCAAUGGCUUAGCCUUGAGCCACGGAAACAGUUCGUAUUUGGGCACUUCGUCUAUCAGCAUAGCUCUACGGUCCAUUUUUGCGCUCUGUCCGACCGCGAAGCAAGCUUUUCUCCGGCUCAGUAACACUUUAUCAAGCAGUGCCGCCAGGGGUAAAGAGCCUGUUGCUGCUGCACUAUCGCAUAGCCCGCGAGAUAUUGCGCCACUUCCUUCCUCUUUUCCGAUUCCCCAGGAGCAGCUCGCGAUUGAUGCAUACUUUGACAACGUGCACCUAAUGCUGCCCAUGGUCGACGAGACUUGGUUCCGUACUGAGUUUACUACUCGGGGACGAACGGACGACGCGUGGGUCGCUCUUUCAGGCAUGGUGCUGGCUCUUGGGUCGAUUGCCGCAGGAGAUGACCGAUCGCAUACCAGCUACUAUGCUGUUGUACAACAAGUCACGGGGCACAAUGUCUUUGCCUCUGGACAUCUGGAGAUGCUUCAAGCACUAAUACUGCUUGGAGGCUCGUACUUACACUACAUUAACUCACCCAAUACUGCAUAUUUGAUAUUAGGGACGGCGUUUCGCAUGGCGACAGCCAUGGCUCUCCACCGCGAUCCUGCCGCGGUUCCCUCAAAUUUCCGACACCAUUCUGUUGACCUAAGUUCUACCCUCCCAGUUGGCUACUCCUUACCUCGACCCGAGUUGAGGCGGAGGACUUGGUGGUGCCUGAUUUGCAGCGAUGCUUGGAGUGGUAUACUCCUUGGUCGACCUUCCAUGACUCGAUGGGAUCCUCUUACCAUGGACACAGGCAUGCCAAGCGACGAGCCUAGCCAGCAGGCGAACAUAGGCCGACAGUAUCAAGCGAAGCAGGGGGACCUGUCGGGUACCUCACUGAGACUGAGCUCACAAUUCUGCAUUAUAUCGUCAAAGAUCGAGUACAGGCUGUCCCAACUGUCGCGUCUCUCGUCCCGUGAAAUCCUUGCCUUCGAGAGUCAGCUGCUAGCAUGGGAAAAAUCACGACCGAGUAUCUUCAAGUCCGGCACUACGUGUCCGGAACGGGUACGGAAUGUCCGUGAUAUUGUCUAUCAUCGCUUUCAGAUCGCACGUAUCGUCAUGUCCAGGCCUCACCUCCUCCGGCUCGCUGAAAGCGUGGCAUCGUGUCAGUGGUUUACCAACGAAGACUGGCACGUGGUCUCCAUAUGCCGCGAUGCAGCGUCGGAGCUCAUCAACAGUAUCACCACUAACCGGCUCCGCACGAGAAUAUCUGUUUGGCAUACAUCCUGGUACCUUUUUCAGGCCUGCAUGGUUCCUCUCUUAUCCGUUAGCCUCAACGACAGACUGCCUGCGGAGGCAAAGCUCGAGGACGCCCUCAUCAGCGGCUACCAAGAGGAGGUCGAGAGAGCUGUACGCACCUUCAAAGACAUGGCGCCAUGGACAAGGUCGACAGACAAGUACGGCGAAGUCAUCGAGGCCUUGUAUACUGGCGUGAUCGGACAGAGAAAUCAAGCCACGGCAUCGACGCUGCAGUAUAAUCCUGGAGUUCUUGGAGGCUUCACGGCUGUGAACUUGGGCAGUCCUUCCGCCCUUGAUCAGCAGACCCUCGACAUGUUCGACACUUUCCCGGAUUGGUUCGACUACGAGCUCGUAUUUGGAGCAGAACUGGGAGAGUAG
This is a messenger RNA of Cladophialophora yegresii CBS 114405, 2118 nucleotides long. RefSeq lists its product as uncharacterized. Gene Ontology annotation, molecular function: DNA-binding transcription factor activity, RNA polymerase II-specific; zinc ion binding; RNA polymerase II cis-regulatory region sequence-specific DNA binding. The transcript is spliced from 2 exons. Gene Ontology annotation, cellular component: nucleus. Lineage: Eukaryota; Fungi; Ascomycota; Eurotiomycetes; Chaetothyriales; Herpotrichiellaceae. The record is from RefSeq and is a predicted model, not a curated record. Bases 1 to 2118 code for a protein of 705 amino acids. Gene Ontology annotation, biological process: positive regulation of transcription from RNA polymerase II promoter by galactose; DNA-templated transcription.